This is a messenger RNA of Culex pipiens pallens (northern house mosquito), 728 nucleotides long. RefSeq names its product NPC intracellular cholesterol transporter 2 homolog a (gene Npc2a). The record is from RefSeq and is a predicted model, not a curated record. Gene Ontology annotation, molecular function: sterol binding. The transcript is spliced from 4 exons. The coding region runs from base 109 to 582 and encodes 157 amino acids. NCBI's taxonomy places the organism in Eukaryota, Metazoa, Arthropoda, Insecta, Diptera, Culicidae. Gene Ontology annotation, biological process: intracellular cholesterol transport.
UGUCCAGUCGCUUUCCAUUAGUAUCGUCAGCUCCGGUCAGUUGAUUGUCGUCGGUUGGUCAGAACGGUCGCGCGUGCCAUUUUAAAGUUGAAAUCAAGUUGUAACAAAAUGAGCUAUUCGCUAUCAACGGUUGGUUGGCUCGGCGUGGCGUUGCUCCUGUCGGUGGCCUUGGCCGGACUUCAUGCGGUCGAAUUUGAGAAUUGUGGUGACGAGAACACGAUCGGCAACUUUAGCCUGGUGGAAGUAUCCAAGUGCGAGCUGGACAAGCCGGCGUGCGUGCUGCGGCGGAACACGAACGCCACCAUCGCCAUUACCUUCACCAGUGACGAGGAGGUCACCGAACUGAAGGCGAUCGUCCACGGCAUCAUCCUGGGCAUGGAGGUUCCCUUUAAGCUGCCCAACGACGACGGCUGUGUGGAUAGUGGCCUCGAAUGUCCGCUAGCCGGUGGAACCGAAUACCGAUACUCGACCACGUUGCCCGUUCUGAAGCAGUAUCCCAAGGUUUCCGUCGAAGUCAAGUGGGAGCUCAAAGCCGGCGACAAGGACGUGGUUUGCGUAAAAAUUCCCGCCAAAAUUCAGUGAAACCACAAUGAUUUCCAUCUACGUUUGCAAUCCCCUCCCAAGUGGAAAAGGGGAGAAAGAAACUGAGUAGCAGCAGCUGAGAGACGUUAUAGUGAAUUAAAUUAGCUUAAGUAUGUCCAAUAAAUGUGGCUUUCUUCAUUCUCAAA